Messenger RNA from Lachancea dasiensis, 1257 nucleotides. NCBI's taxonomy places the organism in Eukaryota, Fungi, Ascomycota, Saccharomycetes, Saccharomycetales, Saccharomycetaceae. The record is from the annotation of a GenBank genome assembly.
AUGCGAGUUGUGGAAUCACAAAAAGUUGCAGAGGCCGAAAUUCCGUUGGACAUCGCUAUGGCUGUCGAGGCCCUCACGGAAUUAAAGAAUUCACAUGCACGGGGUGAAGAACAACAACAACAUGAACAUCAAUACCAACAGUCAGAGAUACGGUCACAGCUACUGCGGCAACAAAAUACUAUAGAACAGAACAGUCUCCUUAAUAAGGUCAGGUCAAAUUCAUUGAUUCACAAUGCGGUGAAGGUUUACGAACAGAGUAAGAAUCAAUAUCCCAGCUUUAGGAAAGGAGCGGAAAUGGUGGAACGGAAGGCAUUGAUUCCGAUGGUUAAGCGGUUGGAAGAGCGGAGGGUUAAAAAGCGGCGACUGGUCGAAAGCAAACAGGCGUUGGAAGAAGGAGGAAACGACCAUGGAGAAGUCCAAGAUACCGAAACAGAACUCGAAAAUGAUAACGACGACGAAUUUGACAUCGACUACCAAAAUGGUUCUUCCGGAAGCAGGAGGACUUCUAAAAAACAAAAAAUAUCGGACGCGAUUGCCAAAUCCAAAAGCAAUCUGAAAGGGUACCAACUCAACAUGUCAAUCGAAUCCAAGAAGCGGUUGGUAACUUGCUUGCAUUUAUUGAAGCUGGCCAAUUACCAGCUUUCGAACCGAGUUAGCUUUUUGCAAGAUCUGAUUCACAAAGAGCAGCGACUUCGGCGCGGAAGAAUACGUGAGAAUCCUAACAAGACUCAAAGAAGUGUUGGAAGAAGUCCAAAUGGCAACGAGAAGCCAAGCGGGUCUGAAGACGAUGACAUAGAAAGUGAUGGCGACCAAGGAAGAGUUGAAGAAAACGACGAUGACGAGGAAGAGUUUUACGAUGCAUCUGACAACCUUGACGAGCAGUCCAAUGUGGUAAAGAUGGAAAUCGUGGGAACGGUUAAGAAAAUCUACUUUUUGAUUUCCAAGUUCACGGGGAACUCAUUACCAGAACCCGCGCGCAGCCAGGUCCGGGAAACCCUGCUAAAACUGCCCUCUAAUUGGAUAACGUCCAUGAAUUCAGAGAAACUGGCCAUAUACACCAAUUCCAAGAGUCUAAGUCCAAAUGGGAAAAUUCUCAUUUUGGCUCAAGAAAGUCUCGGGAUGGUUCACAAUGUUAUGGACGUGGUUGACAACACGUUGGGCAAAGCAGAGGAGUGGGUUAAGCACAAACAAGAGAUCAAGGAGCUGCUAAAGGCGCAGUACUUUAGCGAAAAAAGUUACAAGAAAGUGCCCAAGUAA